Caenorhabditis remanei is the source of this 2547-nucleotide messenger RNA. RefSeq lists its product as uncharacterized. The transcript is spliced from 16 exons. Gene Ontology annotation, biological process: monoatomic cation transmembrane transport. Lineage: Eukaryota; Metazoa; Nematoda; Chromadorea; Rhabditida; Rhabditidae. Gene Ontology annotation, cellular component: intracellular cyclic nucleotide activated cation channel complex; plasma membrane. The record is from RefSeq and is a predicted model, not a curated record. Bases 1 to 2547 code for a protein of 848 amino acids. Gene Ontology annotation, molecular function: protein-containing complex binding; cGMP binding; intracellularly cGMP-activated cation channel activity.
AUGUUCGCCACAUUCAAUUUCGAGGAAUCACCCGAGCUCCGCGAGCCCCCGAAACGUAGUCGUCGUCGAGACAGGAGUGUCAAGUAUCUGAGAGCGCUAAGCGCCAAAAAUAAUCAGGGACGAACUCAACAUGACCCGAGCCAAGUACCAGGACCCAGCAACUCGGCAGCACCCAUCAGUUCACCCCAUACAGUCAUCAGUAUGGCGGAGACGGUGGCGCCGGUACUCCAGGCGCAGCUCCCUGCGCCAAGACCAGGGAUUCUAAGGGUGCCCUCCAACUACCCAUCAGAUGACGAGGCCCAUCCAUCCACCUCCACCGCCUCCAACCCUCGUCGUGAGUCCCGUUGGGCGGUCAUUCGAGAGCGUAGCCCUCAAAUUGUGUCGAAAGAGAAAACGAAGAAAUUGGAUUUAAAUAAGGGGCGGAUGAAGUCGAGAUCAGCUGGCAGUCGAGACAGAAAAGCGAAUCGAUCGAAUCCCGCAGACGAUGGAAAUCAGAAAUCGUUCAGUGAUGUUGUGAAGACCGCUAUGAUGCUCCGUAACUGGAUAUCCGCUAUGGAGCACGACGAAAGGGAGUCGGAGCCAGAUGGGGACCCAACGACCACCAAUGCGGAGCACAGUACAAAUACAACAGUGAAUUCCGAGGCACCAUUAGUAGAAAUACCUCCGAUGGCGUUCGCGGCGAGACCCACUGGAUGGGCACAGACGAGGGAUUAUUUGAAGGAAAAGUGGUAUCAACUCCGCUAUUUCUACGUGACGGAGAACUCGACGUUCUUCUACUAUUGGUCAGCUAUCAUAACACUUGGAGUACUGUAUAAUAUGUGUGCAAUGGUCAUUUUUAUUUUCGACGAUGUUCACCAAGGCUAUUUUUGGCAGUGGGUAUAUAUGAACACCUUCUUUGAUGUAAUCUUUUUGCUGGAUUGUGUAGUCGGAGCGAGAAUGACAUUUGUCCAUGAAGGAAACGAGGUCCGUGAAACCACAAAAAUGUGGAGAAACUACAAAAGAAGUCAACGAUUCAAACUUGACGCCGCCACUUUAAUACCUGCAGAUCUUAUACUGUUCAUCUUAAGUGAGGCAUCGCUGAUUCGAAUUUUUCGGAUGAUUAAAAUCUACCGCCUCUACGAAUUCAUUGUGCUCACCCAACGCCGUACAGACUUUCCACAUUUCAUGAAAAUCCUAUUUUUGAGUACCUCAUGUGCCAUUCUGUUCCACUGGAAUGCCUGCGUCUAUUUUCUCUUCUCCCUUGCCGAAGGACUAUCAGAAGAUGACACAAAUGCCUUCGGAUUCUCGUAUUAUAAAGUUUUCGACCCAAGAUUUCCGAUUUGUACAGCAUUCGUCGACGAGGACUGCUGGUAUCCAGAGGAUCAGAGUGUCCUGGACAUCCGUGAUGAGCGGAUCAAGUAUAUGCAGGAGAUGUAUAAAUUUUGGGAGGAUAAAUUCUCCAUAACCAGCCUUGGGAAUUUCUCGCGUGAGUACAGUAUGACCAUCUACUGGUCCUCCCUAACCAUCACAAAGUGUGGACAACAACCGUGGCCAUCUUCAAGUCUCCAAAAUGCGCUGGAAAUCUUCGAUACACUGAUUGGAGUGUUAGUGUUCGCUACGAUUAUUGGAGGUGUCGGUUCCGUGGUCACCCAAAUGAGUCAAAACGUGAACAUGUUUCGCGAGAUGAUGGAUGGAAUCAAGUUUUAUAUGAAAUAUAGAGGUGUCCAAUCGGCUAUUCAAGACCGCGUGCUCAAUUGCUUCCUCUAUUUGAAUACCCACAAUCAGUUGUAUGAUGAGGAAGAAAUCCUAUCCCUUCUUCCGCCCCGUUUCCAAGCCAACAUCGCCGCGAAUCUCCACCAGGAGACCCUCUCAAAAGUUGCCCUCUUCUACCGGUGCGAUCCACGUCUUCUCCAAGAAGUCGUGAUGCUUGUAAAGCAACAAGUCUACUCCCCAAACGACUAUUUGUGCCGGAAAAACGAAAAAGCAAAGGAAAUGUAUUUGGUGAAAAAAGGGACCCUCUCAGUACUAGAAGACGAUGAUAACAUGAGAGAGUUAGACACUUUGAGAGAAGGAUCAACAUUCGGAGAGCUAUCUUUGGUUCAUGUCAAGGGAAACCUUCUGGGAGACAGGAGGAGUGUCUCGUUGAGAAGUGUCGGCUACUCUGAUGUCUAUAUUCUACAUCAGGAUGAUAUGACACGGCUCCUACAGGAAUAUCCCGAUGAGAGAAAGAGAUUGCUGGAGAAUGCCCGCCGAAUGCUCCACUCCAGAGGGCUGCUCGAGACCAAUGAGUUGGGUGAGAUGUGUGAUAACACCGAUGACAUGGAUGACGAGCAAAUGUUGGAUUUUCUAUCAGUCGACGAGCAGCUAAACCGUCUGGAGGGUAUCAUUGAAGGGAUUGAUAAGGAGUUGGGUCAAAUGGUGGCGUCUUUCUCGCACACAAGUGUGUUCUUCAAAAAACGAGUGACGGCCCUCGAGGAGAUCUACAAUUCGAACAAAAAAAGAAUUCGCGCCGACUUAUACAAUGGAAUACUGAAGACGGAUUAUGAUGACAAGAUCUUGCUUAUUUAA